Molecule: messenger RNA, 318 nt
Organism: Strongylus vulgaris
Lineage: Eukaryota; Metazoa; Nematoda; Chromadorea; Rhabditida; Strongylidae
Source: the annotation of a GenBank genome assembly
AUGCAGGCUUCCAUCUUUCUCAAUGCUGAGGACAAACAGAAGAUAAGCAGUCUUGAGGCAGAAGUAGCGCGUUUGAAGUCAUUACCCCCUCCGACUUCUGCAGCUGAGAGUUCGUCGCAAGACCUGAAUGCAUUGAAGGAAAGAAUUGGCAAUUUGGAGGAAGAAAAUGUGAAGCUUAGCAAUGACCUAACGUCUAAAAUUGGGGAAUAUGAGGAGGUGAAGUUCCGUCUCAACGCGAUGGCCCCCUCAUUUGAAAAAGCGCAAGCCCGUGUAGCUCAGUUAACUACCGAGAAGACAGAAUUAAUGGCUCGCAUUGCU